GUCGUGGCAUGUCUGCUGGUAAACCCUAAACCCUAGCCGAAUUUUAUUUUUUUCCGAAGUAGAAGAAGAAGAAACUCUGCGCCCAAACCACACUACCCAUUUACUGCUUCGUUCACUACUUUCCAAUGGCUCCCGCGAGGAAGAAACCUUCGAAGGCACGCAAGUCCCCGAAGAACCCUAAGAAGGCCCAACCCAAGCACGAUUCCAGCUCCGAAUCCGAAGAAGACACGCCGUCGCAGCAGCAACCGCAGCAACUCGAACUCGGCGAUGACAACUCAGAUUCUGCGUCGGAGCUCUCUUCUGGAGGGGACGAUCCGUUAGCAGACGAUUUCCUCCAAGGAAGCGAUGAUGAUGAUGAAGGGAAAGCCCCGGGUUCGGACUCAGGUUCUGGUUCUGAUUCUGAUGAUUAUGACAUCGAGGAGAAGUCGAGAGCUAUUGAUGAAGAGAAGGCGAAAGAGGAAGAGGACGCGGAAGCCGAAAUGCAGCUCAAUAUCAACCAAGAGUCUGAUGAGUUCAGAUUACCGACCCAAGAGGAACUCGAAGAAGAGGCUUUGCGUCCACCUGAUCUUUCCAAUCUCCAAAGGAGGAUUAAAGAGAUUGUUCGUGUUCUUUCAAAUUUUAAGGUUUUGAGGCAAGAUGGGGCAACCAGGAAAGAUUAUGUUGAACAGCUUAAGAAAGAUAUUUGCACAUACUAUGGCUACAACGAGUUUCUAAUGGGUGCUCUAGUGGAGAUGUUUCCAGUUGUUGAACUUAUGGAACUGAUUGAAGCCUUUGAAAAGCCACGCCCUAUAUGUCUAAGGACUAAUACAUUGAAGACACGCAGAAGGGAUUUGGCUGAUGUUUUGAUAAAUAGGGGUGUUAAUUUGGAUCCUUUAAGCAAAUGGUCAAAGGUUGGACUUGUUGUGUAUGAUUCUCAAGUGCCAAUUGGUGCCACUCCUGAGUAUAUGGCUGGUUUCUACAUGUUACAAAGUGCAAGCUCUUUUCUGCCUGUCAUGGCCUUGGCUCCUCAAGAGAAGGAACGAGUUGUUGAUAUGGCCGCUGCACCUGGUGGUAAAACAACUUACAUUGCUGCUCUAAUGAAGAACACUGGAAUAAUUUUUGCAAAUGAAAUGAAGGUACCGAGGCUUAAGUCAUUGACUGCAAAUUUGCAUCGUAUGGGUGUAUCCAACACUGUAGUCUGUAACUAUGAUGGAAAGGAGCUUCCAAAAGUUCUAGGUGUCAAUGCUGUUGAUAGAGUAUUAUUGGAUGCCCCUUGCAGUGGAACUGGGGUUAUAUCGAAAGAUGAGUCUGUUAAAACCUCUAAAAAUUUGGAAGAUAUACAGAAGUGUGCGCAGCUACAGAAGGAGCUAAUUCUUGCGGCAAUUGACAUGGUGGAUGCUAAUUCAAAAUCUGGGGGAUACAUUGUUUAUUCUACAUGCUCAAUCAUGGUUGCUGAGGUUUGUUUUUCAGUUGAAUGUUCUAAGUUUGUAUGUUCGUUUUCUUUUCUUUCCUUUUUUAUGUCGUAUGAUUAUACAAGUUCUUUCAUCAUUCUUCAGAACGAAGCAGUUAUUGACUAUGCACUCAAAAAGCGGGAUGUUAAACUGGUUCCGUGUGGACUUGAUUUUGGUCGUCCAGGUUUUAUAAGGUUUAGGGAACAACGUUUUCACCCUUCUUUGGAAAAGACAAGGCGUUUCUAUCCUCACGUACAAAAUAUGGAUGGUUUUUUUGUAGCAAAGUUGAAAAAAAUGAGUAGCUCAAAGCCUGGUGCAAAAUCAUCAGAAACAGCCGAGAAGGAGGAAGAUAUUCCUACUGAGGUGGAGAAUGAAAAGGAGAAAUCAAAUGAUGGCAAAAAAGAAAAUGGCAAUGCAACUUCCGAAUCUGAAUCCAAAAAGACGAAGAAAAGAAAGUUCCCUUCUAAACCAGUUAAUGGUGUAAAAGAAAAUGGCAAAGAAUCUUCUGAAUUUGAGCCCAAAAAGAGGAUGAAGAGGAAAUUUCCAUCAAAGGAAGAGAUUUCAAAAGCCAGGGAGGAGAAGAGAAACGAUUUACGACAAAAAAAGAGAAAAGUUAUUAAACAACAGAAGCAAAAAUGACCAAAAGCCAAUGGCAAUACAUGAAGCAGUGAUUCAACUCCAAGACAAGUGCUGGGGUGAUUGCCAGUUCCAUUGAAGUGUACCCUGAAAUCAUAGGCAUGCCCUAUUCGUAGGGCACAUUUUUGUUUUAUUUCUAAGGUAAUUUAAUGUUUGGAAACAUAUCACGGAUGUGAUUUUUCAGGUCUGAGUUAGUGGCACAUUUUUUAUGCUUUUGGUAGUUCUUUCUUUCACUUCCGGUCAUUUUUAGUUGUAAAACUAGUUUCCAUCUGCAAAGCUGUAAAUCAGAAAAGAAAUAUUUCUUUUUUUUAUUUGCCAUCAAUUAAUUUUAAUUUAUUUUCUA
This is a messenger RNA of Vigna unguiculata (cowpea), 2409 nucleotides long. Its product is annotated as S-adenosyl-L-methionine-dependent methyltransferases superfamily protein. Gene Ontology annotation, cellular component: nucleolus. Gene Ontology annotation, biological process: rRNA base methylation; maturation of LSU-rRNA. The record is from RefSeq and is a predicted model, not a curated record. NCBI's taxonomy places the organism in Eukaryota, Viridiplantae, Streptophyta, Magnoliopsida, Fabales, Fabaceae. Gene Ontology annotation, molecular function: RNA binding; rRNA (cytosine-C5-)-methyltransferase activity.